Dioscorea cayenensis subsp. rotundata (Guinea yam) is the source of this 491-nucleotide messenger RNA. Its product is annotated as 4-hydroxy-7-methoxy-3-oxo-3,4-dihydro-2H-1,4-benzoxazin-2-yl glucoside beta-D-glucosidase 1, chloroplastic-like. Gene Ontology annotation, biological process: carbohydrate metabolic process. The record is from RefSeq and is a predicted model, not a curated record. The transcript is spliced from 3 exons. Gene Ontology annotation, molecular function: hydrolase activity, hydrolyzing O-glycosyl compounds. Lineage: Eukaryota; Viridiplantae; Streptophyta; Magnoliopsida; Dioscoreales; Dioscoreaceae. The annotation marks the transcript as partial.
ACAGAACCUGCUUUAAGUGCACCAACCUCACUUGAAAACCAUUAACAAUGGCCUCAGUCUUUCAACCAAUUUCCAUGUCUCCCACCACUUUGUCCCUAACUAGUUCCGGUACUUCAUUAUUAGCUGCAGGAAAACCAGCAUGGUUUUCCUUUUCCUUUAAUAAACACUCAUCCAUCCCAAGUAGUAAAAACAACUCAAGAACAAGAAGUGGUAGAGGUGGCAGCAUUGUGUGCUUGAGAGGAGGAAAUAUCUCAGUCCAAACCAGUGCUCCUCAAACCACUACUGACGCAGCUGUGGCUUUUGGCAGGCAGAGCUUCCCUCCUGGCUUUGCUUUUGGUGCUGCCACUGCUGCUUAUCAGAUAGAAGGAGCUUGGAAUGAAGGAGGGAGAGGGCCAAGCAUUUGGGACACUUUCGCCCAACACCACCCUGAAAAAAUUGAAGACAGGGAGCAAUGGAAAUAUUGGCGUGGAUUCAUAUCAUCGAUACAAAAG